UGACGCCCCCUUCUCGGCCGCCAGCCCUCCACACCUCAACCGCCUUGCUCCACCUCCCCAGUGUACCCGCUCCAGUCCCGCCGGCCCGGGAGGGCGCUUGGAUUUCCUUCUCUAAGGCGCGUAUCUAACCCUUCCUGCAUGUAUUUCACUGCAGGCUGAAGAAAGCUCAGUCUCAAUUGUGUUUCCUGCCUGUCAGCCUCUUGCCUCCUAAACGCGUACCAUUUCCACUUGAUGUCAUCAUGCAGAAGGGGGUGAAAGAGACUCGGUGACAGAUUCAGAAAUGAACACACCUGUGAGUACUGGAUGCCUGUGAGCUCGCCAUCACCCGCACUGCAAAGACACAGGGCGGCAGCCUCUGAGAAGCAGCUCCUUCCCCUUCACCUUGGCCUUGCCCUUCCUACUCACAGUCCACCAUGGAGACGCUGUCCCAGGACUCUCUGCUGGAAUGUCAGAUCUGUUUCAAUUACUACAGCCCCCGGCGCAGGCCCAAGUUGCUGGACUGCAAGCACACCUGCUGUUCAGUGUGCCUCCAGCAGAUGAGGACCAGCCAGAAGGAUGUGCGGUGCCCCUGGUGCCGCGGUGUCACCAAGCUGCCCCCCGGCUUCUCCGUGUCACAGCUCCCCGAUGACCCGGAGGUCCUGGCUGUCAUCGCCAUUCCACACACUUCUGAACACACCCCGGUCUUCAUCAAACUUCCCAGCAAUGGGUGCUACAUGCUGCCCCUGCCCAUCUCCAAGGAGCGUGCGCUGCUGCCCGGAGACAUGGGCUGCCGCCUGCUGCCCGGGAGCCAGCAGAAGUCCGUCACCGUGGUGACCAUCCCUGCUGAACAGCAGCCUCUGCAAGGUGGGGCUCCCCAGGAGGCAGCGGAGGAGGAGCAGGACAGGCGGGGCGUGGUGAAAAGCUCCACCUGGUCGGGGGUGUGCACUGUCAUCUUGGUGGCUUGCGUCCUGGUCUUCCUCCUCGGCAUCGUGCUCCACAACAUGUCUUGCAUUUCUAAGCGCUUCACUGUGAUAUCCUGUGGCUGAACAGGGCUACAGGGAAGUCUCUUGUGGGUGCCAACUUAGGGGUUGAGCAGGUUGAUGAUGAGAUCCCGGUGAGAAGAUGGGGGGCGACACUGACCAUUUGGUGCUGAGCGCUGGCCUCUGCAUUGCCUCUUGAUUACCCCAAAACAGACACAAAGGGCAGAAGGUGAGGUCUCAACAAGAUACCAAGCGAAUUGUUCUGAGUGUUGAUGGCAACAGCUUGGAAGAUGAUUGCAUGCAUCCUCAUAAUCAUGUAUUCAAUGGACUGUAAUUUAUGAUUUUUCAAAAUCAUGUUACAAGAUAGACAUAUUCUACUUAGACGUGAAACUGUACAAGUGCGUACAAUGUGACUUUCUCUAAAUGUGGUAGAUUCAAACAAAGAUGCUAUGUAGACAAGUAGAAUUAAACCUGCGAAUCCGUGUAAAAAUUCAGUGAAGACAUGCACUGCUGACUUCUUUACUUUUUUUUUUUUCUUUUUAUUGAAACCCAGUCUUCAUUUAGUUGCUAAGGCUUUUACACAUUUUGAAUGGCACCAAAACAAAAUAAGUCAAAACGGACAGUCCUUUUUUUUUUGGAGAAAAUAUUUGAACAAGUGUCUCCAAUGUGUUGUGUUUUGUCAUGAACCUUCAUUUUCUUCACUUGUAAUUAGAACUUGCUACGUGUUUAUGAAACUGAAAGCUCAACAGGGGAGCAAUAAACCGAGAAAUCAUGAGAAAUGUCUAAUCCCACAGGAAACCUGUAUGCCGAUUUUUCUCAAGCCAUCUCACAAACAAGAAUUUCAAAUGUAAA
This is a messenger RNA of Mandrillus leucophaeus (drill), 1811 nucleotides long. It is a transcript of the gene RNF152, whose product is annotated as ring finger protein 152. NCBI's taxonomy places the organism in Eukaryota, Metazoa, Chordata, Mammalia, Primates, Cercopithecidae. The record is from RefSeq and is a predicted model, not a curated record. The transcript is spliced from 2 exons. Gene Ontology annotation, cellular component: lysosomal membrane; lysosome. Gene Ontology annotation, molecular function: ubiquitin protein ligase activity. Gene Ontology annotation, biological process: positive regulation of autophagy; apoptotic process; cellular response to amino acid starvation. Bases 414 to 1025 code for a protein of 203 amino acids.